CUAUGACUUGGAAUGACACCACUAUGGACGGGGAAGGGUUGCUGGUGGAAAGGGACUCUUCCUUUCGGAUCCUCACGGGCUGCUUCCUCUCACUGCUGAUCCUCUCCACGCUGCUGGGAAACACACUGGUCUGUGCAGCUGUCAUUAGGUUUCGCCACCUCAGGUCCAAGGUGACCAACUUCUUUGUCAUCUCCUUGGCUGUGUCAGAUCUCUUGGUGGCAGUUCUGGUCAUGCCAUGGAAAGCUGUGGCUGAGAUUGCUGGUUUCUGGCCUUUUGGUUCCUUUUGCAACAUCUGGGUGGCCUUUGACAUUAUGUGCUCAACAGCCUCCAUCUUAAAUCUCUGUGUCAUUAGUGUGGACCGAUACUGGGCCAUCUCCAGCCCGUUUAGGUACGAGAGGAAAAUGACCCCCAAGGCAGCUUUCAUCCUGAUCAGUGUGGCAUGGACUUUGUCCGUGUUAAUUUCCUUCAUCCCUGUGCAGCUGAACUGGCACAAGGCUACAACCACAAGCUUUUUGGACCUCAAUGCCAGCUUACAAGGGAUAAGCACGGACAACUGUGAUUCUAGCCUAAACAGGAUGUAUGCCAUCUCCUCCUCCCUCAUCAGCUUCUAUAUACCUGUGGCCAUCAUGAUAGUAACGUACACGCGGAUAUACCGGAUUGCUCAGAAGCAAAUACGACGCAUCUCAGCUUUGGAGAGAGCAGCAGUGCAUGCCAAGAACUGCCAGAACACGAGUGGCAACAGAAGCAGUAUGGACUGCCAGCAACCAGAAAGCAACUUCAAAAUGUCCUUCAAGAGGGAAACAAAGGUUUUAAAGACUUUGUCAGUGAUCAUGGGGGUGUUUGUGUGCUGCUGGUUGCCAUUCUUUGUGUUGAACUGCAUGAUUCCCUUCUGCGAGCCUACCCAACCGUCCAAGGGUGCAGAAGCUUUCUGCAUUAACUCUACCACCUUUGAUGUUUUUGUUUGGUUUGGGUGGGCUAAUUCUUCCCUCAACCCCAUAAUUUAUGCCUUCAAUGCUGAUUUCCGCAAGGCUUUUUCAACCCUGCUGGGAUGCUACAGGCUCUGCCCUAUUGCAGGCAAUGCCAUAGAGACUGUUAGUAUUAACAACAAUGGAGCAGUUGUUUUUUCGAGCCAACACGAGGCCAAAGGGUCCAGUCCCAAAGAGUCUAAUCUGGUUUAUCUGAUUCCACAUGCAAUUAUCUGUCCGGAAGAAGAACCUCUCAAAAAGGAAGAAGAGAGUGAACUAUCUAAGACCUUGGAGAAUAUGUCUCCAGCAUUGUCAGGUAUCUUGGAUUAUGAAGCUGAUGUUUCUUUGGAAAAGAUCAAUCCCAUUACACAAAAUGGGCAACAUAAAACCUGAGCAGCAAGGUUUACCCAGCAAGACCUAAUAAUGUC
Messenger RNA from Chaetura pelagica (chimney swift), 1393 nucleotides. It is a transcript of the gene DRD1, whose product is annotated as dopamine receptor D1. Gene Ontology annotation, cellular component: plasma membrane. The transcript has a single exon. Gene Ontology annotation, biological process: adenylate cyclase-activating adrenergic receptor signaling pathway; vasodilation; G protein-coupled dopamine receptor signaling pathway. The record is from RefSeq and is a predicted model, not a curated record. The coding region runs from base 3 to 1358 and encodes 451 amino acids. Lineage: Eukaryota; Metazoa; Chordata; Aves; Apodiformes; Apodidae. Gene Ontology annotation, molecular function: dopamine neurotransmitter receptor activity, coupled via Gs; G protein-coupled receptor activity.